Peronospora farinosa is the source of this 4815-nucleotide messenger RNA. Lineage: Eukaryota; Oomycota; Peronosporomycetes; Peronosporales; Peronosporaceae. The record is from the annotation of a GenBank genome assembly.
AUGCGUCCGCUGCUGCAGGAAGCUCAGUUCGCAUGCUUUGAGAACGAUGAGGACGUUUCUUCUAGCACUUCUUCAUUGCCGAGCUUUACUAUCUCAAGUCCAUUGGGGCACUCACCGCCGCCCAAAAAGAGCUUUGCUCGUGUCCGUGCAUUAGAAUGCAGUGGCUCGGGCAGUUUCUAUUUCCAAAAUGAAAAUUUACGUGAUCGUUUCGUAUGUUGGCGAGUGUUAAAAAACGUGGUUUUACUGCGAGAAUGGAGUUUAAACACGACGUUAAAACAAAAUGGCAUUCGACUGGAAUUUCCAGCUCCUGUUGUUUCUACUGGAGUUUUUGCAGUGGAAAACUGGACAGACGAUGCAGUGACAAUCAAUGUCGUGACACACGCUGGGACAAUCCAUCGGUUGACGUAUUCCGUGCCGAGUUUAAACAAUUUUAGCAUUUUUUCACAAUCGGAUGUUUCAGCUUUUCCCGAGCCAAAACCAGCGACUUUCAGUCGUUGUGAUGUAUUGGAGAGUUUAAACAGUGAUGAAAUUUUGACUGUUGCUUUAUGGGUAAACGAGUAUAAUCUCGUCGUAGGGACUGAUGCAGGUCGUGUCCUUGGUGUAAACUUUGGACUACCGACGGAUGCCAAAAACCUGCAAGAAUUUAUAUUUUCCGACGAGUCCGUGGUGAGCUGGAUCUGGCAUGGACUGAUUAAAUCAACAGCAGCCAAAUUAAAGGGCAGCACGGAAGAAACUACAAGAAAAGAGGUCGGCGCAGCGGUUGUAGCUAUGACGUGUUUUCAGAUUGAAGGAGAGGAAGAUGAUGACGGAAAUAAUAAAGACGUUUGCGUCGUCACGAUCUCGGCUAAUUGUGUGUUGCGAGCAUGGAGUUUCUGUUCCCAGUCGUGUCUUGGACGACAACAGCUCCGGACGUUAGUAAUGCCUCAAUCUAAUGAGAAUGAUGAGGAUAAUGAGGAAGCAGGUUGGAACGACAAGGAUCUGGAUGGCGAUGAUGGAUUGAGUAGCAGUGGCAUCUAUGCUACUCAUGCAAAAGUUAUCGCACUGCCCCCGACAGAAUCGGAUAAUUGCAGAUUAUUAGUGCAUUUGGAUGCUACAGCAGCGCAUUCUUCAGAGAUUUUUUUGCUAAGAGGUGACGUGCAGCUUGCUGCUGUGUCGAGUGCUGGAUCAAAUGACGACGAACUUGCGCUGGAAAUUGCAAGGGUUUUUACUGUGCAGGCACCGGAGCAAAAAGUGAAGCGUGGACUUAAGAUGGUGGAUUUUGCUGUCGACAAGAACUUUCUCUUUUCAUCGUGGCGUUCACUGGAAGGAGACGAGGUGUACAUCCACCCAAACCCGAUGGCGCUUACAGGUCCAAAACGCAUUAUAGGUCAACUUGUUAGUAGUCUUGAUCUGCAGAUGCAAAAGUAUGAGAUUGAGGACAAUGAGUGGCUCUUUGACCUGAAGGAGAAAGGUGCAGGGGUGCUUAUUGAUGAUUUCUUUGUCGAGCGGAUACUUUUGCCUGGGCGCUUCUCGCGACAGAAUCUGUCGAGUGCUAUCGUGGAAGCACAAAACAGCGCACUGGGUAGUGCCAAUUCUCAUUCGCCGUUUUCUCAUCGUUUGUCCAAGUAUAAAGACGAGUUGGUUCGACUUGUGUCAAGCCGAUUGAUGGAUACGGAUAGUGCUGCCAGUGUCUGCAAUGGAUCAGCGCCAAGUAUGCUGCGCAUCAGGGUUUGGAAAGAGCUUAUUGCGCUGUGCACGAAGUAUUGGCGGUGCGAAAACGUGCCAAUUGGCUUUGCUACGACGACAAACGCGCUUCUUCCUGGCGCACCUGUGAUGCUGCGCCGGAAUUGUGUAUCGCUGUUGUUUCCAUCUGCAUCAUCAAUCACUGCCGCAUUUAUCUCACCAGCAGAGCAAGGCUCAACUAGUAAAGAGUGCGUGGCUGAUUUAGUAUGUGAAGUUCUCCCGAUUUUUGACGCAUUUUCUAGCCAAAGUUUCCAGACCUGUGUUCACCGCGAAGUUGCUGAUGUAUCCUCCGAUUGGAAAGUAAAGUCCUUUGUGGCUUUGGCGCGCCACUGUGUGCGUCUCGGUCUAAAACCGAAUUUUGCGGCUAGCGCCUCUGAUACUGGGCAAAUUGUCAGUGCUGAUCUCGUUCUCACCCGCGCGAUUUUACGCUUAAGCAAGCUGAUAGGUGGUGAUGGCACUUUCCAAGACCAAGUGUUCCAUGACCUGGUAGAGCACUUGUUCCCAUUUGACCUUUGGCAUGGUCCAGGAACGCACACAUCAUCGUCGCCGAAGCGUGAAAGCAGCCCAAUAAGUAAUGACGACAUGGACACAAUUACCGACAAGGAAGAUUUUGUGAUGGCAGAUGCCGCUGCUCCGAGCGAUUACUACUCGACUAGCCGCAGAGCAUUUUUCGCCGCCCAUGAAAUGUGCUUUGCUUUCGCCCAGGUCGCGUCACGCACAAUCGACGAAAUGUGCAACCAGUCACUUCGUGUAGUGCUCUUUCUAGCGUAUUUGGUGGACAGUCGACCCGCAUUUUUAGGCACUCGGACGUUGAGCACGAUCGUGCAAGUGUACCUGCCUAAAUCUAUCACAGUGUAUCAGCGUUGGCGGCUCAACAAGUGGGUCGUUAGCCAAGGUAUCACACAGUUAAUUGCUGAUUCAGAUCCUGCUAUCACAUUGUCGGCUACGCUCAUGCCGUCUUUGCUGCAAACUUUCGUUAUGGACGUGAACAAAAAACUAAACGGAUCAAACAAAUUUAAGCGAGCGCUUUCGGUAUUGCAGAUCGCUAGCGCUAGCGACAACGUCCGUAGCGAAGAAGUACAUGGCGUGUUGGCAACGUAUACAUGCGAUAUCCUGCAGAAAGUUUCUCAGCCCAACGACUUGCUCGUGCAUUUCCUACAGAAGCAACAGCAGUUCCGACUUUUGCGUGCAUUGUUCUGUUGUAAUCUCAGCGACAUCAGUCUGCACGGCUUCAGCAAGAAAGAAGCUGCCAGCACUCAGCGAGGCGACCAGGUGCACAAGUGCGUGCGCUCAAUCGGUGAGUGCCUAGCUUGCGAAGGCCAAGAGGCUGCAGCGCGCUCUCACGACGAUGCGGACGCACGUGACCAUGCUCGUUGGUGUUUCCAACAAGCUGUUCGCUGCUUCAGUAUUUGCCUGUCGGACUUUUUCGUUGAGCGGAAUCACCGGUCCUCGCUGUCAGAGAAGGCUCUGGAGCACUUUAUUUACGAGGUGAUCGGUUUGCUCAAGGAGAAGGUGCCCCGUGGGUUUUACGACCAACUCCUUGGCUUCCUUUGGACCGUGGUCACACAGGCAAUGAGCCGUUUGGCCCACCAUUACGACAGUGAGCCGAGUUUUGCGGUGCAAUCCUUCAUCUGGGUUAAUGUGUUUAAGUAUUCCGUUGAAGAGCGACUCUUUCGCGACGCGCAUUUGGCGCUCAUGCACACGUUGGAACACUCGGCAACCUCGGGGGAGGCUGGUGCGGAAGCAGAGGGAACGGCAAGUGAAUGCGUAAACUACCUGAUGAAGGAAUUGUACCGCUAUGGACACCUUGAUCUUAUCUGUGAAUUGCGAUGGGGAUCUCUGGAGACACACGUCGAGAAGUAUAUUCUAUGGCAAGCGGCUCACGCCACUGUCAUCCAGGGCAAUGACCUCGAUUUGAGUGCUGUCCGUUACUAUAAUUUGCUCUUCACAUUCUACAUGCGCAAGCAGCAGCCAGCAAAUGCAGCAUCUUCGCUGUAUGCUCUUGCGCUACAUUUACGACUCGGAGUAUCGACAUCGAAGGCAGCUCUCGAGGCACAGCGCAACGCUCUGAAUGCAGCCUGCAACACGCUGCUAGCGCUUCCUGUUGAGAACCGCUGGGUUGUGCGCAAGCUACACGCAGCGGAGCUCAAACCUUCUUCAUUAGGCGCUUCUCAACAAAGCAAGUUUUCACCAUCUUCUACUGUAACUACGCUAGAGGAUAUGAAACAUGAGAUGGCUGUGGUUGAUGGCAAGCUUCGUUUAUUAACACUGGGUCACUCGGAGAGUGUGCUCUUGAGCACGAUGGAUGGAGACGAGGUGAUUGCUUUGCUAUUAGAUGCGGUCCAUAGCAGUUGCCAUAAGCCAGGAAACAUGACGCUAGCUGAGCGCCGAAGAGCUAACAUGUGUUCGAUCGAGAUGGCUGCUGAGAUUGCGGGCAGAAGCUCGGUGGCUAGUUUGUCUGGUCUGACGAAGUCCUUGACUCGCUACUGCGUGGCCAGCGAGCGUUCUACUCUGUCGUCCUCCGUCAUCCGAUCCGAUGGUAAUUUGUUAUGGGAACUACUCGAGCUUUUGCUGGCUAAUGCGGGAUCACUAGCGCAAUAUGAGGUCGCUGCUGAGACAGUAUUGGACUUCUGGCAGCAACAAGGACGCAAACUUGCUCUUCCUGUGUGGCUUAAUGAGCGGUUGGCGAACCCAACGUCCGGAAACCCAGCCAUGCUGCUAAAAUUGUACCUGAAGCAUGGCCUACUACUAGAAGGGUUGCAGCUUGUCGAGAGUCUAGUGGUAGAUGCCGUCGCCAUUGGCAGACGAAGUGUUACGACCAAUUCCAGUAUCCAGUCGCAGAUGAAGUCGAGCCCUAGCUUGUCGAGGCUUCCGUGGAUUCCGUACAGUCUCGUCGAUGCGCUCUUGGACUCGACGGCAGCAGUGCUGAACCAGGAUGUAAGUGGCGGUGUCUCGCCUGCCGCGGUAGCGAAACUGCGCGAACGAGAUCGCUCCCUUCGUCACCAGUUGUCUCGAUACUUUCACUCGAUUAGUGCUCUCCAGCAAGCACAAGAAGCAAGUCUCGUGCGUAGUAGCAUUGACUUGGACUUGUAG